AUGGCACCGAAGAGAAAGCCUACGGUGAAGGCAGCGAAGCCGCUGACAAAGGCGCCACCGAACACGUGCACCGUCGCGCCCAAGGAGAAGCCGGCGACCAUGUCACAGGAGGAGUGGGAGAAGGAGAUGGAACGCCGCUCCCUCAUCACGACCGACCGCAGGAGGCACCGCAUCGCCGCCCUCGACGCAAACAAAGCGGCGGCUUCUGCAGAAGUGUGCCUGAGCUUGGGCGGCGGCCUCAACAGCAUCUCGAGCUCCCCGUCGUCGCCGGGUUACUACGCGGGGUACACCGCGGACGCGCCGUCGAUCUCGCAGAUGGAUGGCCGCGCCCGCUACUCCCCCAAGUUCGGGGACAACGACAUGACCGUCGACAACAACGCGUCGUUCUUGCUGGAUUCAACGGCUCGGGGCAGCGGCGCCUUCCGCUUCCCCGACCUGAACGAUUCGCCUGACCUGCGCCGCACCGAGGGCCACGUGAUGGACGGCACUGGCCUUCCCCACCACCUCUUCCCCGAUGACGGCAGGCACACCCACCAGAUUGCCGGCGAGGAGGAGAUCCUGAACGUCAUCAUACGCGGCCAUGCCUACGAACCCCCGGUGGACGACUACGAAGAAGAGGCCGAUGAGGACGAAGGUGAGGAGGAAGUCCAGGAGGAGUUGAUCGACGCCGAGACCGGCGCGAGCGUGAGGAGGACGCGCAGGCGUUCCACCGGCACUCGUGGUCCGAGGUGGAGGUCCUUGGAGGAUGAAUGCAUCAUCGAGGCAUGGGAGAAAGUGAACUUUUGCCCCAUCACCGGCGCAAACCAAACCGGGGACAAGUACUACAAGCGUAUCCUCGAUUGUUUCAAUGAGAAGAAGAACUAUGGUGAUUAUGCCACCAUAGAGAUGAACCGGAACGAGGGUGCCCUCUCCCACCGUUGGAACUUGAUCAAGGCGGCGUGUAGCAAGUUCCAUGGCUACUAUGAGAAGAUCAAGGCACGGAAGGAGAGCGGCAAGACGAUGGUGUAUUGGAUGCUCCAAACUCUCGAAAUGUACAAGCACCAACACGAGGACAAAGACUUCCCCUUCAUGCAUUGCUACAACAAGCUCCAAGGUUGCGAGAAAUGGGACGGCCUCCUCCACACUCUAUUGAAGGACGGGGAAGAUGGGCCGGUCGAUCCAGCCGGCGCCUAUGCUGGCGUGUAG
This is a messenger RNA of Lolium perenne, 1185 nucleotides long. The record is from RefSeq and is a predicted model, not a curated record. Lineage: Eukaryota; Viridiplantae; Streptophyta; Magnoliopsida; Poales; Poaceae.